This is a messenger RNA of Lagopus leucura (white-tailed ptarmigan), 978 nucleotides long. It is a transcript of the gene MC3R, whose product is annotated as melanocortin 3 receptor. The record is from RefSeq and is a predicted model, not a curated record. Lineage: Eukaryota; Metazoa; Chordata; Aves; Galliformes; Phasianidae. The transcript has a single exon. Gene Ontology annotation, molecular function: melanocyte-stimulating hormone receptor activity; peptide hormone binding. Gene Ontology annotation, cellular component: membrane. Bases 1 to 978 code for a protein of 325 amino acids. Gene Ontology annotation, biological process: G protein-coupled receptor signaling pathway.
AUGAACGGCACACACUUUGCCUUUUCAUUUCAGCCUGUGCUGCUUAAUGUCACCGAAGAUGUCAAUGACUCAAUUCUCAACAACAGAAGCAGUGAUGGAUUUUGCGAGCAGGUCUUCAUAAAAGCUGAGGUCUUCUUGGCUUUAGGGAUCAUCAGCCUGCUGGAAAACAUCCUCGUCAUUCUCGCAGUGCUGAAGAAUGGAAACCUACAUUCUCCCAUGUACUUCUUCCUCUGUAGCUUGGCUGUGGCAGAUAUGUUGGUGAGCAUGUCAAACGCCUUGGAGACCGUCAUGAUUGCAAUCCUGAGCAGCGGCUAUUUGAUCAUCGAUGACCACUUCAUCCAGCACAUGGACAAUGUUUUCGACUCAAUGAUAUGCAUUUCUUUGGUAGCGUCAAUUUGCAACCUCUUGGUUAUAGCCAUUGACAGGUACAUCACUAUUUUCUAUGCUCUCCGUUACCACAGUAUCAUGACUGUGAAGAAAGCUUUAACCCUAAUUGUGCUCAUCUGGAUCGCCUGCAUCAUCUGCGGCAUCAUAUUCAUUGCCUACUCAGAAAGCAAAACUGUCAUUGUCUGUCUCAUCACCAUGUUCUUUACCAUGCUCUUCCUCAUGGCCUCCCUUUACGUUCACAUGUUCCUGUUUGCACGCCUGCACAUGAAGCGGAUCGCAGCCCUGCCUGUGGACGGGGUGCCCUCCCAGCGGACCUGCAUGAAGGGCGCCGUCACCAUCACAAUACUGCUGGGUGUCUUCAUUGUUUGCUGGGCACCUUUCUUCCUUCACCUCAUUCUCAUCAUUUCUUGCCCUAUGAAUUCAUACUGUGUCUGCUACACUUCACACUUCAAUACUUAUCUGGUUUUGAUAAUGUGCAACUCGGUAAUCGAUCCGCUCAUUUACGCCUUCCGGAGCCUGGAGAUGAGAAAGACUUUCAAAGAAAUAGUAUGUUGCUGCUAUGGUGUGAGCGUGGGACAGUGCAUGCUGUGA